This is a messenger RNA of Aureobasidium vineae, 483 nucleotides long. NCBI's taxonomy places the organism in Eukaryota, Fungi, Ascomycota, Dothideomycetes, Dothideales, Saccotheciaceae. The record is from the annotation of a GenBank genome assembly.
AUGCAUUUCUAUCUGGCAACCUCCGUGCUUGCUUUGCUCUGCGCAAGCGCACAAGCGUACGACUAUCUCACAGCCACUGCCCUAGUCACCAAUGCUGCGAACGAAUCAGCGCUCGAGUGUUGGCGGUUUGCGACACCGCUGGUUGACUCUUCGGAACCUGGUAUUGCCGGUAGCCUGAGGUUCAACUUCAAUGCUAGUAGUGCUUCGUACACUAUCAUUCCACCGAGGUUCAAUGGCAGCAGACACAAUAGUCCUACUCCUCAGGAUGAGGAGUGGUUCAUUGGAGGAAACCAGGGUCUGCUUGUCGCGGCUGACACGACCGGAGAUGGUCACAUCACCGAAUACCCAUCUGAGCAGUAUACAUCUGUGUUGACCAUCCCGUUCCCCGAUGGCCUGGUGCCCGCUCACGAGAAGCUGUCUUCAGGAGCUUGCCACUUCAGCAGCAUCGGAGCGAGAUCGCCUCAAGAUAGGAUGUGGCACUGA